This is a messenger RNA of Tarenaya hassleriana, 1463 nucleotides long. Its product is annotated as probable E3 ubiquitin-protein ligase RHC1A. Gene Ontology annotation, biological process: protein ubiquitination. The coding region runs from base 296 to 1252 and encodes 318 amino acids. The transcript has 2 exons. Gene Ontology annotation, molecular function: ubiquitin protein ligase activity. NCBI's taxonomy places the organism in Eukaryota, Viridiplantae, Streptophyta, Magnoliopsida, Brassicales, Cleomaceae. The record is from RefSeq and is a predicted model, not a curated record. Gene Ontology annotation, cellular component: cytoplasm.
AGUUCUUCUUACGGUGAUUUUGCUUUGAUUGAAAAAAACGUUUUUUUCCUUAUCACCGUCAAAUUGGAGUGACGGAGAGAAUUUCUCAGAAUUGCUCCUUUUCGUCUUCUCCCACAAAAUCCAUUUCUGCUUGAGCUUCACUAGGGUUUCUCUUCGUUGUCAAAUCUCAAUCCGAUCUGAUCUCCCACCUUACGAUUUCAGAUGAAGAGGCUAAUAUCUGAAAUCAAACAAAGCUGCUAAAGCUCCCAGGGCUUCAAGCAAAGGAUUUUCUGUUUCUUUGGAAAAAAGGAGGAGGAUGUCGAGUAGUCGAAAUACCCAUUAUUGUCACAGAUGCCAAAGAGCUGUUCGGCUUCGCGGCCCGGAGCCCGUCUGUUCCUACUGCGGUGGAGGAUUUGUUGAAGAACUUGAUGAUAUGGUGCCGACCAGUCCCUUUGACAUGUUUAGACCCAACAGGGAUGUAGAGCGCGGACCAACAUUUGAUCUCAUGGAUGCAUUCUCAGCCUUCAUUGGGAACCGCUUAGCUGAAAGGAGCUAUGACAGAGAAUUCAGAGGAAGGGUCGGCUCAGGUUCCGACAACUUCCCCAGCCUGGCUCCUUUGUUGAUUUUCGGUGGCCAGGUUCCCUUUAGAUUGGCUGGAGAUAAUAACGCCCUGGAAGCCUUCUUCAGUGGAUCACCUGGCAUUGGCAUCACUCGUGGUAACACCGGAGACUACUUUAUCGGGCCUGGUCUUGAAGAACUGUUUGAGCAGAUCUCAGCUGGCGCUAGCCGAGGCCCACCACCGGCACCUAGAUCAGCAAUAGAUGCAAUGCCAACAAUCAAGAUCACACAAAGGCAUAUCCGGUCAGACUCACACUGCCCGGUUUGCAAAGACGAGUUUGAGGUGGGAUCGGAAGCUAGACAGAUGCCAUGUAACCACAUAUAUCACCCGGACUGCAUAAUCCCGUGGCUGGUCGAACACAACUCAUGCCCGGUAUGUCGACAAGAGCUGCCACAGAGAGGAUCAUCUUCGAGCAGCAGAGAGGGUGAAAGCAGGACGACCACGAGAAGGGGAAUGAGGGAAAGGGAGAGCCAAGGGAGAAGGAACCCUUUCUCGUACUUAUGGCCGUUCCGGUCGUCCAGCUCUAGUUCCGUCCGUAACAACAGAGGAGAGGGGAGCAGCUCAUCGACGGUGGAGGAAGAGAACCAUUACCAUCGCCAACACCAUCAUCAGCAUCCGCAGAUGGGUUACAGUGGAUGGCCCUUCGAUUACUAAAGGUGAGUCACAUCACUUCAGUUUCAUGUUAUAGUUCGCAUGCUCCUCUGUUUCUGUCUGCUUUGUUUGUCUGGACAGAUAAUAUGGUAAAACUACGAUCGUACAACUCUUGCCAAGUUGUUUUGUUGUUAGAACCUGUAAAUCCUCCCUUUCUUGUGUCCUCAAUCCAUCCUUUUUUGUUUUUAUUCCAUCUGGUUUUGCUUUGGAGAUU